ACCGUCUAGUUGCCACAAGCGUCAUUGUAAAAAUAAAAAAUAGUAAUAGAGCACACGUUUUCUAACGAGAAUAUUUGGCAUUUGACAAUACGUGUAUUGAAAGAAGUGUCAAUGUAUUUUGAAAGUAAAUUUAUUUAACUUCGCAUUUCAAUACAAAUAAAAAGUAAAGAAAUCAAAAAAUGACGUCAUUUAUUUGAUUUAGUGAUUUAUUUGUAAUGAAAAUAUUAUUAAAGUUCUAAAUAGAAUUUAACAAAUAAGUGUGAAUGAAUAGUUUUACAAAUAAAUAUUAUCUGAUACAAGAAAAAAGAGCAACAAAACUAGUUUGAGAAAAAAGUAUAUUGUAAAUUUGACAAAAGCAAAAAGUGCAUUUUUUUUUGCUUCAAGUGCAGUUAAAACGAAUAAAAAUUUUAUAUUCAAUUGGCUUUUGUUUAUGUCUAGUCAUUGCCAUUAAAAGCUGCCAGAUGUUUAAAUUUAACUAAAUAACACGGGCUCUACAACUAAAAUACAUUAUUUGUUUGAUUUUUGUUUUGUGAGAGUGUGUAUUUACUUUAACAAGGAGUUUAAAGCGAGUUUUGUGUUAAAAUCCUUAAACAGCUGGUUAUUGAAAUUCGUUACGUGUGUAUGUGUGUUGCAUUUACUUUCAUAUGUUGCAUAUAGAAAAAAGUGUUCUGUUUUCAUUAAAAUAAUUAGAACAUAUUUUAAGUGUCUUUUCUGACAGUUUAAAAGUGUGUUUGAUUCAAGUGUUUCUUUCGAAAAACAAAUCUCCUAAAAUAACUUAAAGAAUCCUUAAAAUUUUCUUUGUGAAUCAUUCAAAUUUUCCACCCAACUUUUGUUCAUCAUUAGCAUACAAACAAUCGCAGCGCCAUUAUGUCGGCAAUCAGCAGUCGCAGUCAAAAAAUGGAACAACAGCGCCAAUUAAUGGAGGCGUAUAUACGACAAAAACGUGCCUCACCUGGUAUGGUGCAGGCCAGUGAUUUACAGAUAAACCGUCCCAUGUCGGGUCUAAGAACAAGCAAUAGUCGUGAAAUGCACGCCUAUGAUGGACCAAUGCAAUUUAUUAGCUCACCCCAGAAUCCGGAUCAAAUUUUAAGUAACUCUACCACCAUUAAUGCCACAAUAGGAACCAGCAAUACAACGGUCUCGAAAAAUAGUGUCAAAUAUAUAAAUAAUUCUAAUCACAGCCAGAAUACGCCCAAACGUUUAAAUUCUCACAAGGAUGAAGAUUUAAUAGAGGAACUUUCCACCCAUGAUCUGGAGGAUGAGGAAAGCAGUCCUGUAGUUAUGUUGGCCGAAACACCACAUCAUCAGCAUAGUAGUUCUACAAAUUCAGCCUCCUCUCAACCUCGACAGACACGUAGUCGCCUACAAUCAUUUGACGAUGAUUUGGACGAAGAAGAUUACGCCAAUCGCAAUAAUAUUGCUCACGCUGCACCCGUUAUGCCGGCCAAACAAGUCAGCUCAUCGAAUAUUUCCAAGACUGGUAGUGGUAAGGAUGAAAUCGAUGGCAAUGCUUCAGAAUCUGCCGAACCCGAGGGUGAUCUUAUUGGUAACAUAGAACAUUUUGUUAUGCAACCUGCCCCACAAGGUGUUCUCUAUAAGUGUCGUAUAACACGUGAUCGCAAGGGUAUGGAUCGUGGUCUAUUCCCCAUUUACUAUUUACAUUUGGAAAGAGAUUAUGGUAAAAAGAUCUUUUUGUUGGGUGGCCGUAAACGUAAGAAGAGCAAAACAUCGAAUUAUAUUAUCAGUUGUGAUCCGACCGAUUUAUCACGUAAUGCCGAGGGAUUUUGUGGCAAAUUAAGAUCGAAUGUAUUUGGUACCUCGUUUACGGUGUAUGACAGCGGUAGUAAGGAGAAUGCGGAAAGUCCUAGAUUGGAUUUAGCUGUUAUUAUAUAUGAUACCAAUAUUUUGGGUUUUAAAGGACCAAGAAAUAUGACCGUUAUACUGCCGGGUAUGACUGAAGAUGAUCAAAGAGUAAAAAUCAGUUCAGCUGAUCCCAAGCAACAAGGUAUUAUGGAUUUAUGGAAAUGUAAAAACCUCGACAACAUUGUGGAAUUACAUAAUAAAACACCCGUUUGGAAUGAUGAAACUCAAUCGUAUGUUUUAAAUUUUCACGGACGUGUUACACAGGCAUCGGUAAAAAAUUUCCAACUUGUACACGAUUCAGAUCCUGAUUAUAUAGUCAUGCAGUUUGGACGUACUUCAGAAGAUGUUUUUACCAUGGACUAUCGUUAUCCCUUGUGUGCAUUACAAGCAUUUGCCAUUGCUCUAAGUAGUUUUGAUGGUAAAAUUGCGUGCGAGUGAAUGGGGGAAGAAAAUCGCAUACACGAGAGCUUAAAUUGUAAAAAGAAUGUUAAGAAAUAGUAAAAUUGAGUACUUAUUAUAAUGUGUGUGUGUAUAUUUAAUAAGUUCCUAUCUAUAUUGAAAUAAGCUCUAUAUUUUAUAUAGUUCAGUAAGAUCAGCAAUCGUCAUUAUAUAUCUAAACUAUAUAUUAUAUGUGUAUGUGCUAGAAGUCUGAUCGUAAAUAGUUGUUGUAUGUAUAUAUGUACUUAGUUUUGUAAUCAUUGUAAAAUAGCUGAUUCUUUAUAUAGCAAACAAGUAUUUUUUAAUAUCUUUGCUAUUUUGUAAUAGAUGAAAAGCUAAAGAAUUAACUAUUGAUUUAUUACACGUUAUAUGUUUCUUUUUUUGUUAGGUUAAUGUACCCCUAUAGAUUUAUAUAUAUUAAAAUGCCUUAAUCUUGAGAAUAGAAUAUAAUUUGUUAGGAUUAUAUAAUAAAGAAAUAUAGUUUCAAAGUCGUUAUUGCAAAUAAAUCAUAGUUUUGGCGGUUGCACAGAUACAGAUACAUAUGUAUAUACAUUUUUAUACCCAUCACCACUUUAGUGGGACAGGUAUAUUGGGUUUAUGCUAAUGUUUGUAACGCACAAUAAUAUUGGUCCUAUACCCAGCUUAAAGUAUAGCAAUCUGCUCAGAAUCAUUUUCUGGGUCGAUUUAGCUAUGUCCGUUAGUAUAUCUUGUAAUCAAACUACAGGUCGCAAUUUUGAAAAAAUUUCAAUGAAAUUUGAUACAUUGUCUUCUAUUGCCCCAAGUACGAAGUCUAAAAAUGGUUAAGAUCGGUCCAUUUUUCUGCUAGACCCCCAACAACUAUACUCCCGAAUAGGGCUUGUAAAUCUUGUAAUCAAACUACAAUAAAAUUGGGCACGUGCUCUGAUUUAUCUGUAAACAGUUUUAAAUAUAGUAAAUUAGAGUCCAAAGGUAAUGUUUUUUUUUAAAUUCCACUUUAUACGUUCGAUUUUAAUGCAUCUUUACUUCAUAGACCUCUCCGAAAUCUUUUGUCAAUUUAAGAUAUCCACAUGUCAUUUAGCAUACCAAUUCAGAUAAUUUUGGCAAAUAAUGUGCUACGAAAGUGCGUAGCACCAAUGACUUAUCUUUUUUAGAGUUUAAAUGCAAUCCUACUAUAACUUCUUUUUAAGUAUGAAUCCCUAAAUCAUAAUUCAACAAAAUAUUUACUCACGAAUCUGGAUUUAAUGAAAUCGUAACAUUUUUAAAUAUAGUCGUAACCUUUUUAAAUGUAAUAUUACUAUAAAAGUCAGUAAAGCCUUCUUUACACGAUCACACAAGUAAUAUGAUAUGUCAAAAUUUUGUGUAGAACAGUAAGGAUGGGAUCGUCUAAACACAAUAUGUAAUGAAACCAUCACACAUUGAGAUGGAAAAUUUAAC
Lucilia cuprina (Australian sheep blowfly) is the source of this 3714-nucleotide messenger RNA. RefSeq names its product protein king tubby (gene ktub). The record is from RefSeq and is a predicted model, not a curated record. Bases 868 to 2301 code for a protein of 477 amino acids. Lineage: Eukaryota; Metazoa; Arthropoda; Insecta; Diptera; Calliphoridae. Gene Ontology annotation, cellular component: cilium. The transcript has 5 exons. Gene Ontology annotation, biological process: protein localization to cilium.